AUACACGUUCAUAUUAUUCACCUCAUGGCAGUAAACGCACACACAUUCUCGCUCUGAUUAUGAGCGCACGCGUGGACAUGGAACGCCGCCGAGCUCCGUUGUCUCCGCCUCGCUCGCCCGACACAGACCCAGACCUGGAUCUACUGCUAGACCAAGACCUCAACGACGACGAGUUCGAUCGCCUUGUUGCUUCUCGCACGUCGCCUAAAGGCUCCAAGCGCAUGAGGCUCCUGCAAAAACCCCAGAAGGCCGCGGCGCUGCAAAUGAUGGCGAAAGCGCGACGCAGCGGUGCAAAGGUUUUUCUUAAAUUUUGCAGUGCGUGGAUUCUCUUCGGCCUUUUGUGGAUCCGCUGGCCAAUUUUCGAUCUCGAAGUGUUCCCGUUAGUGGAGGCGAAAUUAGGUGACAAACUAGACGUGGAACCUUUUGUGGUUUCCGUUGCUUUGGUGUUUCCUUUCCUUUUGGCGGGGGUAAUUUUCUAUUGGAGACAAGAGUCUGUCGGCUCGCUGGCCAGAUGGGGACAACAGCUUAAGGUAGUGCAGUGGGUGAAGGCCCGCCCGAGCAUCGGCAAACGUUUCGGGCUCGAUGCCGUCGACGUGGUGUUGGUCAGUGGCUUCUUGCUGCUGCAACUCAACCUCGUGGUGGGGAAAUUGCUGAUCGACAAGGAAAAUGGCAAACUGGCAAAAGCGGGCAUUGUGGUCCGGACAGCUCGUGCCUUUGGCAUGAACGGCCUGUACGCGAUGGUGCUAUCUGUGAUAUUAGUGGCAAGGCAAUCGUUUUUGCACAAGUUUUUCGGGCUAUCAGGCGAAAGAGCAGCGCGGUAUCAUGUUUUAACAGGACAAUUUGGAUUCAUCAUGCUGGUGUUGCAUGGCGUGUUGUACAUUUUGGUUUGGUACUCGCAAGGCAAAGUGGAAAAAAUGUUGUUUCCGUGUCUGGCUGAAAGUUGCACCCCUAAACAACGUUAUGGAUCUACCCGCAACUUUUUCGGCGCAGUGGCAAUGUUGCCGCUUUUGGUUGUUGCUGUGUCUUCGAUGGAAUGGGUACGUCGUCGCUUUUUCCGACGUUUUAUCGUGUUGCAUUGCUUGAGUGCAGGUUUCAUCGUGUUUACGGCUUUGCAUUACUACGCCGCAUCGUUUUGGCUGGUGCCGGCAAUUGUUUUGUACGGAAUUUACCGAACCGUUUCCGCUUUCGGACGUGGAAAAGCAAGUGUCAUGUCGGCAACUGCAAUGAGCAACAAAGUUUUCCAGUUGGAGUUGCGACGAUCAACUACGCCAGGGUCGGAUUUCUCGCCAGGACAAUAUGUGUACAUUAAAGUGGACGCAAUUGGGAAAGAGUGGCAUCCAUUCACCAUCAGUUCCAGUCCACUACGUAAUCGUCACUCGUUCGUUCUAGACGCUAAAGUGCAAGGACCUUUCACGUCUCAAGUGGUGACUUUGAUGAAGACACAUCAGCUUCAAACUGUCCACGUGGACGGAUACUAUGGCUCCGAAAUCAAGUUGGCUCCGCACAUGGUGUUUGUGGCAGGAGGCAGCGGUAUGACCCCGUUCUUAAGUGUUUUAGAUCAUUUAAAGGCACUUGCGGAAUUGAACGACCGUGACGAAGUGACGGAGAAUUCAGAGCUGCCACGUACCUUGUGGAUUGUCUGGACGUGUCGUGAUCUGGAGUUUUUGGAGGCACACGCAGAGCUACUGGAUGCAGUGAACCGCUGUUCGCAAUGGAAAUGCAAAAUCUGGUUACAUCAUACGCAUUCUGUCAGUGGUAGUGAAUAUGACGAAGAUGAUGACACUCAAACAGAGCCGGAUGAUCUAUCCGAGGAAUCCUCACCUCGCGCUCAGCGCUUCUAUCCCCCGUCGUUGGAGCGUCAUGCCUUCUCGGGUCACAACUACAUGCAAGGAUUGCCGUUGUUUGUUGGGACGGCAUUAGGGUGUGCACUCAUGAUGAUGUGGGUGUUCCGGUUAGAAGAAUUUACAGCCAAAUCGUUCGUAAGACGCACGCUGUUGCCGUGUGCGGGUGCGCUUGGCGCUGUGCUUGGAGCGAGUGCUGUGUUGUAUUUACUGACGCGAUGGAAUGCUCGUAGGAGCGGCGAUGGAGCCAUGGGUGUUGCAAUGGGGGAGAUGGAAUUGGAAGGUUUGGAUAUUGCCAGUCCAGCGGCGCCUGCCACGCCACGGUCAAUGCCAACGCCAGCACAGUCUGUGCUCAGUAGGAACUUCUUGAUCGAAAAGGAGCGCCCGGAUUUGAGUACACGACUGCGUGACGUACACAGCGAGAUUCGGGAAAGUUAUGGCAUGAAGGCGGACGUAGUAUUACUCGUGAGUGGGCCAGCGAAUUUGCAGUCUGAUACACUGUUGCUAGCGCGUGAGCUACAGUCACCUUCUUUUAAGCUAGACCAGAAGUCAUUCCUACUGUAAAAGCUUUGACAAUUUUGCUCUACGCCCUUUCUUGAGUUUCCUUCUGUAUGAAGACAUCCUGAGAGAUGAUCAAGACAUUUCUGCUGUGAGCACACCACUUCGAAGCGCAUUUAAACAAUGAAGGAUCAGAGGAAAGGUAAAAUCCGAAAACAAGUUUAGAAGUUUUGUUGGCCAUCUUGCUAGUGCUUACACACUACCGUCAGCGUAUUAGUACAGAUUUGUACAAGUACGUAUCUCGAACGAAGCAAUACGAAUACACCAGUGUGAACUGCUUGCAUGGAACCAUUGUGCAUUUUGCCAACCAAGACCGAGCUCCAAGACAAUCUGCCGAGAAUGAAUUUAACCGUGUGUUUUGCUGCUUUCGUCGGCGCUGUGGCAACUAUCGCUGUCACUAUCGAUGCUGCCUAUUGCCCCAGCACGCUGGGAUGCGGCUACAUCUACUCUCCAUCCAACACCCGAAUCAGUCAAUGCUGCGAGAACAAAGGCGGCGAUUUCUCGGCGUGUUGCGCUUCGAGUUGCCGCACUGGCAGCCCAUGCAGCUAAGCUGACGGGACAAUUGGCUACCAAUUCUCUCCUCAGGAAACAUUACAGCAGCUUUCCCAUGUUCUCGGUUCGUGUCGAUUGUCAGCUAUACUACUACAUCUGUAUUACCAAGAUACAAUAAGAAACACGAAUGCAGCUACUCAGUCGAACUUUUUGAUCGGAAACGGUCACCGCUUUAUCUUACCGUAAUCAGAUUUGUUUAUGCGUGCACCAACAAUGAAGCAGUA
Messenger RNA from Phytophthora nicotianae INRA-310, 3175 nucleotides. RefSeq lists its product as hypothetical. NCBI's taxonomy places the organism in Eukaryota, Oomycota, Peronosporomycetes, Peronosporales, Peronosporaceae. The coding region runs from base 60 to 2405 and encodes 781 amino acids. The transcript has a single exon. The record is from RefSeq and is a predicted model, not a curated record. Gene Ontology annotation, molecular function: oxidoreductase activity. Gene Ontology annotation, cellular component: plasma membrane.